Caenorhabditis angaria is the source of this 6459-nucleotide messenger RNA. The record is from the annotation of a GenBank genome assembly. Lineage: Eukaryota; Metazoa; Nematoda; Chromadorea; Rhabditida; Rhabditidae.
AUGUCGGAAAUUGAUUAUCCUCCGGGAUGUCAACCUGUUACAGCAUCUUCAAACAACAACGAAUUGAUCAAAAGAUUGAGAGUGAGUUUAUUUCAUAACUUUUGUACUCAAAACCUGGAAAUGUUACAGGCUAUUGCUGAUGCAUUGCAUGAUUGUCCACCAAAUCGAGAAUAUGGAGAACAAAAUCGAUUUUUAAAAUUAUUCAAGCAUCUUUCGAAUGCGAAAUUUAUGGAUAAUUCGAAUCGCGAUGUCCAAAUUUAUCUUGCAAUUUGUCUCGCAAGUAUUCUACGAUUAUUUUCUCCUGAAAUGCCAGUAACUGAAGCACUUCAACUAAAAGAACAAUAUCUUUUCAUUUUUCGAGUUUUAAAUAAUUUUGGAGAAGUUACAAUUAACAGCCCAAUGUUCAAAAGAUAUCAUUAUUUGGUUGAGGUAAGUUGUAUCUUCUGGGUUUUUCAAUAAAAUAUAAAUAUCUUCUAGGUUAUCGAAGUUAUCCUUCAACCAAUGUCUGAAAUGAAAGAUCUUGAUGAUGAAGAAGCACUUCCAGUUUAUCGAUCAUUGAUCAAAGCAGUUUUGAGUGUUCCAUGUGGAAAAGGAUGGGAUAAAAGUAGAUUGAAGGGAAAACAAAAGAUUAUUGAAGAAGAACAAGACGAAGAUAGUGAAGAAAAUGAUGAGGAAACUGAUGAUGAACAAAUUACUUUGAAGGUAAUUAUUAUUCUCUAUUAAUUAUCAUACUUAAUUAUAUUUUCAUUUAAGAUUAUAUCAAUGUUAACAUCAAUAGCUGUUAGUGCUUUACAUGAGCUUGAUCAUGUUCCUGUUUCGAUUCUCGAUGUUCUAUUUUUCUACAUCGUUGAACCGCAGAAAUCCAAUUUUUUGGAUGCGAAUCGAAUGAGUCGAGAGAUUUUACAAAAAGCACGAAAUCAGAUCGAACCAUCACUUCAGGAUAUUUUGAGACAAUCAAUGAUGUUUGGAGAAUUGCCAAAUGGUUUUGAUAUGACUGGAUCUGCAAGUCGAGCAAAAUUAUUUGAUGUUAUAAAAUCUUUAUAUCAAAUUGAUCAUACCAUGGUUUCACAAGCUAUUUCGUUUCUUUGUAGAUGGUUGGAGGUAAGAAUUUGUGUAGUUUUUGAAGAAACAAUUCUCAUUUUUUCAGUCGGAACAACCAGCUGAUCGUCAACAUGCAGUUCGCCUUGUCGGUUCUUUAACUCGCGAAAGAUCGUGUCAAUUCGGACUAUCCUCUGAUGAUCCAACGUGGAAGGCUUAUAUGAAGUGCGCAAUUGAUGAAUCAGCCGAUGUUCGAAAAGAAUUUGUCCAUCAAUCAAUAUAUGUUCUAACUUCGAUUCAUUCUCAUUUACGCGGUCCUGUUUCAAACAGUCUUCUUCGAAUGUUGAAAGAUACUGAUGAAAAUGUUCGGGAGACCACGAUUUCCACAAUUAUUCAAGUUGCUAAAAUCAAACUGGAAUCUGUCAGUGAGCAAUUAUUAAAUGCAUGUGCACAGAAAAUGUUGGAUAAAAAGGUAAGAUCUUUUAAAAUUAACAAUCAAUCAUUGAUUCAUAUUAAGGUAUCUGUGAGAUUGGCAGCUGUUAAAAAUAUAAUGUCUUUAUAUCAUCAUGUAAUGACUUCUCAACCUCAAACCGAAUAUUUGCUUCGUCCAGGAAUGUCAACUGAUAAUCAAGAAAUUGAAAACGAAUCAACAUAUACCGAUUCAGAUCGUGAUUCUGUUGCAUUUAUUCCAAAAGCUGUUUUCAAUGUAUAUCGAUUGGCUUAUACAAUGCCUGAUCUAAUUGAUUCAAGUGCUUUGAUCUCUCGAUAUUUCCAAUUAUAUUUUGUACCUUAUAAAUGCGAACCAAAACAACGUGUUGAAAUAAUGGCCAAAUUGAUGAGAAAAUUGGAUAGUCAAAGUAUUAGUGUUUUUCGGGAUAUUGUUCAAACAUCAUCCGCUAUUAGAAGAGCAUUGAUUGGAAUUUGUCAAGAAGUUUCGAAACAAACUGAUGAUAAUAAUUCGAAAAUGGUUAUGUUGAAAUUGAGAAUUAGUAAAUUGUCGAAAAUCUUUUCGGAUUCUGCAGUUGUGAGUUUUUUGGUUGAAAAGUUAAACUUAAAUUUGAAAUCGACAAACAAUUCGAAUAAUUUUCCAGAUUGAACGAAUUUUAAUGCGAUUUGUGAAUCAAAUGUCGGAAGACGAGCAAACUUUCGAACAUGUCAAAUACUUGAUUUCGGAUGAUUAUACAACUGAAGGAGUUCAAACAAAUGCGCAGCAACUAAUUCAAAGAACAAUUGAAAGAAAAACAAUAAGCGCAAAACAGGAUAAUAGUUUUAUUGCAUUCAGAAGAUUUAUGGAUCGAUGUUCGCCUUUAAUUAUGGAUUCAGAAGCGGCAAAAGUAUGUGAUUUUCUUGGAAACAGUUGGGCUUGACUUUUUAUCUUUAAAUGAUAACUUUAUGAUCAAAUUUUAUGCAUUUUCUUUCAAAAAAUUAGCUGCCCACUACAUUUUAUUGUAACAUUUCCAUUCUAAUUGAUCCUAUUUUCUUCUUUCAGUGUUUGAUUGAUCUUGUUGCAUCUACAGUAAUUGGAAGAGAACAAAAAAAGAAACAAUGUGAAGAGAAUUAUAAAUCGGAUUUAAUUCUUCUCGAAAUUUGGACUGAUCAUUUCGCUCACAUUUUCACGAGCGGCGAAAAUGUAGAGAAAAUUCGAAAAGAUAUUUUGAGAUCUGAUGAUCAUCAAGCUGUUGAAACUGGAUUGUCUGCAAUCAACUCGAUUUUUUCGAUUUCUGGAUUCAGAAAUCGAUUGAAUUCGGAUGAAGGAAAGAGAAAAUGGUCAGAUCGAUUUAUCAAUGGAUUGUUUGCGGAUUUGAAUGGUUGGUGUUUAAGAUUAUGAGAAAUUAAAAAUUCUGUGUUUUUCAGAAAUAAUAUUGCGAGAAGAGCCGGAAUUCAGAAGAAGUUCGAAAUUAGCUGUUAGAUUAUUGAAAGUAUUAGGAAUAGAGAAAGCUGUUGAAUUUUGCGAUGAAAAUUUGGAUGUGAGUUUGAGAUUUUUAUGGGACGAAAAAACAGAAAAGAAAAACUAAUUUAAAAAAUUGGAAAGAGUGGAAAGAUCUAUGAUUUUUUGAAAUAUUUUAUAAAAAUGUGUUUUAUAAAAAUGUAUGAAAAAAUAUGUUUAAUAAAAAUUAUCCUGAAAUUUUAAUAUCACUUUUUUGCAAAUAUUACCAGAAUCUCACGAGUUUAUUGAUAUUUUUAUGGAAAAAGAAAUAGACCUAUCAUUCCAAUCAAAAUCCAACGAAAUUUAUCUAUUUUUUGAAACAUAAAAUUGUUGGGAAUUCGUGAGAAAUAAAUUUCUUGAAAAGCAAUGAAAUUUCUAUGAUAAAAUUAACAUUUUUGAGAUUUUGGGAAAUUCUUUCAACAAUUCUUAUGGGCCUUUUUAAUUCUCACAAGUUACCCUAAUUCCUCUUAUAUUUUUUCCAGAUAUUAUUAUCUCGAUUAGAAUCGAAAAACUUGUCAUGUGCUAAUUCAUUCCAAGCCCUCGCUGAAAUGUUUUCUGUAAAACCCUCGAAAUAUGCAAUACAAUUCUUGGAAAUGAUUGAAAAAAAUGGAAUUAUUGAGAAAAUAUGUGAAGCGAAAGAAAAUGAAGAGGAUAUUUCACAGUUUCAAAGUGCUGUUUCCUUAAGAGAUCAUGCAAUUCCAGCAAGUACUUUAGCAAAGAUUUAUGCGAUGAAAUUGGCAACAAAAGUUCUUAUUGAGACAACUCAGGUUAUGCGAGAAGAUAUGAAUGAUUUAUUCCUCAAAAAUUUGUAUAAAUCAGCAUCAGAUAAUUUUAUUAGAAUUUUAUCGAAAAUCAUCGAAAACAAAGGAACUAUUGAUAACAAAAGCAUAAUUUCGAAUUUGGAAGUUCAACGAGGGAGAUUACGCGGAAGUGCGGCGACUUGUUUAAUGAAAUUGUGUAUUUAUCCGAAUUUUCGGGAAAAAGUUGAAGCUAGAACUAUAUUAGCAAUGUCUUAUAUGGUUUUAGAUGAGCAAUUAGUUGUUCGAAUUCAUUUUGUUAUGAGUUUAAAGAAGCAGAUCAAGAAAUGGUGAGAAUAUUUAAACAGAAACCCAUGGUUCAUAAAACUGGUGAAAAAUAGUGAAUCAAGUUUUUUUUGGUUCACCACUUUUAUGAAUCCGGACCGGGUUUUUUUUGUUGAGAAAGAGCCUUGGAGUUUUCCCAAAAUAAAUUUUUUUGCAGUCUUCCCAUCGAUUUUGCGGCUUGUUUUGCAUUGUCUUCUUUAUUGGAUGAUGAAAGUGAAGAAACAAAAGCAUUCAAAAGACUCUGUUUUGAUUUAUCCGUCACGAUUUAUAGCUCGCAAACGACUGAAAUUGCCGAUAAUUCAAAUUUACAAGGAUGUAAGUUUUUGAUUUAAAAAAGGCAUACAUGGCAUAUUCGCCCAACAGACCCUGCAAUGUUGUUCGGAAAAAUCAGAAAAACAGAAAAUGUUGUUCGGCCGUGAAUUCUCAUUAGCUACCCGCCCAAAUCAAAAUUUUCAUUCCGGCGUGAAUUCAAAAUUUCCAUAAUGACCCCCCCCCUCGAAAAAUUUUUCCAAAUGUCAUGAUCUCCCCCUCACAGUUUUGGGAGCAGUGCCAUGUAUGAAACUGGGACGCCUUGUGUAAAGCUCAAAAUUCUGACUUUUCAAAUUCUGAAUGGUUUUCUUAGAAAGUUAUUUUUUUUCGCAAUCAAAGAAAUGUAUAAGAAAUUCCUCAAAAUAACACUAAUAAACACCAAUUCUAAACGUUUUUCUUUUAAAAAUUCAUUUUCCUGUUUUGCAGCUUCGCGUGUAAAAUUUGUUAGCGAACCAGUAAUUGCUUAUCUAUUCUGGCUACUCACACAUUGGCCGAAAUUCUCAGAAGUCGAAGAUAUUUCCGCUUUAUGCGAAGUUCGUGAAAGUAUUUGGACAAUGAUUGAAGCACAAAGAAAAGCCAAAUGUGAUAUGCAAAUUGUGUGGCAAACUAUUGAAUUAUUGCGAAAAUAUGGCGAUCGAAUGAUUCGAGAUGAAAAUGGUGGAGCAAAAAAGAAAAUCGAUGAAACUAUGGAACAUAAUAAGAAAUUAUGGGCGAUGACUGAUUUGGCAACUUAUUUGAUGCUUUAUCGCGCUAAAAUUGAACAGAAAAAUGCGGGAGUUAAUGCGCCGCCAGCUGUUAAUCGACAAUAUUUUUAUAAUUGUCCACAGAAAACUGAUUUAACUGAAGUUUAUAUUCCGGAUGAAUUGAUUGAUGAUGAAAAACAACGAAAUGGAAAAUUGCCGAAAAAAGGAAAAGCCUAUUUUCAACAUAAAACAAAUGUUUCAAAAAGUCAUGCAACAAAACGAAAAUCGCCGAGAUCGAAAAAAGCACCGAAUUCUUCAUUUACACUUUUUGAAGAGGAUGAAAAUGAGGAAAUUAUGAUUGAGGAUAAUAUAUCAGAUAUUGCUGACAAAAGUGUAUAUGAUAUUCCAUUGAGUGAAGAGGAAAAUGAAAAAGAAGAAGAGGAAUUGGAAAAAGUGAAAAUGGGAAGAAAGAAACGAAUUUCUGCUGAAAAUGGCACAUCACCUGAGAAAAAGAAAAGUGUGAGUUUUUUUGUUGGAAUUUUUUGUGAUAAAUGUGUAUAAAAUUCAAAAUUUCAGCUAGUUGAAAAUAUUAGAAACUAGAAAUUUCACCAUUAAAAUUUUUAUUGAAAACAUAAAAUUUCAUGCAGUUUUUUGAACUGUAAAUUUGAAUUUUACUGGAAAAAAUUCCUGAAAUUUUUUAUGAAUCCCAAAAAUAUUUUAAGUUAAAAUUUUUAUUUAAAAAAUAAACCUUUCCUUAUUUUUCGCGUGAAAUUCAAUUUGGUAGAAAAUUUUCAAAAGUUUUUUAUUUACCUCCUCAAUCCAGUCAUCCUAAACUACAUGAAACCCUAGAUAUUCCCAACCAUAACUUUUUUUCCAGAGAAAAUCAAACCAUGAUCUUGAAGACACGUUGAUCUCACCAAUUGUGACUGAAGGUGCUGGAACUAGUAGAAAUACACGAAAAUCUGCGAAAUUGACUGCAUCGACGCCGUUUAGAGUUGAACAAAGUCAGGUGAAAAGAAGAGGAAAAAGAUCGGCGGCGAAAGUUGAAGAAGAAGAAGAAGAAGAAGAUGAGGAAAAUGUAGAAGAAGAAGAGGAAGAAGUUGAAAAAUCACCGAAAAAAAAGAAUCAGAAUGGAAAACAGAAACAACCAGUUGUCACUACGGUAGGGGUUUUUUUUGAGAAAAAAAUUUUGAAUUUCUCAUUUUCUGUUCAUAGACUCAGAGAAUUUCUUCAUGAACCCCAAAAUAUCAAAAUUUUGCAGACCCGAAGUUCUCGCUCACGUGGAUCUGCCCCCGAACCAAUAACAUCUCCAAAACCCAAACGAGGAAAUUCAAAAAAACAAUCAAAUGACGUUUUCGAUAUUCCACAAGAUGAUGAUGAACCAAUCAAAACCAAACCAAAAAGAAAAGCUAGGAAAUAA